Ixodes scapularis (black-legged tick) is the source of this 1056-nucleotide messenger RNA. Its product is annotated as anaphase-promoting complex subunit 16. Gene Ontology annotation, biological process: protein ubiquitination. The transcript is spliced from 3 exons. Lineage: Eukaryota; Metazoa; Arthropoda; Arachnida; Ixodida; Ixodidae. The record is from RefSeq and is a predicted model, not a curated record. Gene Ontology annotation, cellular component: anaphase-promoting complex. The coding region runs from base 16 to 288 and encodes 90 amino acids.
AUAUCUGGUUUCAAAAUGGCGUCGCGUCCGGGAGACGAUAUGGACGAUAUUCGCAAAGUCCUCUUCAAAGAAAAACCACAAUACGUAAUCGGGACGGCCUGUUCCCAGAAGAUGGACGUGGUCGCGGCCAAGGCAGGCAUCCGGUUCGAACACGACGUGGAAGUGAGCCUCGCUUCUCUAGAGAAAGAGCUGCAUGAGGACCGUCUGCAGAAGCUGCGGGCGGCAGCCGAGAGCCUCAAAGAGGAUGAGUGGCGCUACGACCCCAUCGAGAAGUUGCUGGGGCUCUAGGGGCCCCCACAGUAACCCUCCGACAGGCCUCCGGGCAGGGCCCCCACAACGAGAUCAUUGGGAGAAGACAAUCUGCACUGCGAGCAGGCAUCGAAACAUAUUUCAUAGCAGCAUUCUUUUGGGCAAGGACUGCUUGCCCGUCAUUUUCUCCUUCAUAUAUUUGUGCGGCCCCUUGCCCUAGGUCAUAGUCACAUAAGCAAGUGGGUGGAGCUUCCCCCACCGCCGUAAGCCACCUUGACUGUGUGACACCAUUGAUCAUCAGGUUUGCGUACCAGUGGUAGAAGGGUGCCAUAACCUGUCGAGUUGGCUCCUACUCCGUCACCACCCGGACAGCUGCAAGCAUGGGCCUGGGGAGGUGAUUGCUCCACAGGUGCUCGUGCAGCGGAGCCAUCUUGGAAGGCUGGAAGCUUCAGCUGAGAAGUUGAUGAUGUCUCGUGCACAACACGGGCAGAUGAGAAGCGUUGAAGAGGAAGCAAAAAGAAGUCAACAUUAGCGUGUGCACCGGUGGGCUACACUGGUCGAACUUGCCACCCUGCCCCCACACGUAUGUGCAACAUGUGCCAGAAACUAGCUGGAGGCAGCAUGGGGCAGUGUGGAGCCCACUCGCCUGCCGACGUGUUUCGGCUCUGUACUGCAUGAUCUCCUUUCCCGCUGGGAGUUUCAAGUGUUUGAGGUACUGCAGCAGGCCAUCGAGUCUGGUUGGACGUCACUGCAGAAAGUUUGCCUUGCCCGCAACUUGACAUACUCAAAUAAAGUCCUUUCCUGGUC